UUGCACCUUCUAGACACCGAGUGCUGGGCACUCGUGUGACAGGACCUGGCAAGUGGACACUUCUGAGGCUCGGGAAAGGCAUCCUAAAACACCGAUGGCAAACUUCAAGGGCCAUGCUCUCCCUGGGAGUUUCUUUCUAAUAUUUGGGCUGUGGUGGUCAGUGAAGUACCCGCUGAAGUACUUUCACCAAAAGGGCUUGAAAAGGAACCGACUGGGCCAACAGCAACAACGUAUUGAGAUCACUGAAGGUGCAAUCAAGACUUUGUUUGCAGUCAUUGGGAUCCUGGCAGAGCAGUUUGUUCCAGAUGGGCCUCACCUGCACCUCUACCAUGAAAAUCAUUGGACGAAGCUAAUGAAUUGGCAGCAUAGCACCAUGUACCUAUUCUUUGGUGUCUCAGGAAUCAUUGACAUGCUCACCUACCUUUACUUCAACAUUGUGCCCCUUGGCCUAGACAGACUGGUUUUGGCUAUGGCGGUAUUCACUGAAGGUUUUCUCUUCUAUUUUCACGUUCACAACCGACCUCCGCUGGACCAGCACAUCCAUUCACUCCUGCUGUUUGCUUUGUUUGGAGGGAGUAUCAGUCUCUCUCUAGAGGUGAUCUUUCGAGAUAAUAUCGUGCUGGAGCUCUUCCGAACCAGUAUGCUUAUUUUUCAGGGAACCUGGUUCUGGCAGAUUGGAUUUGUCCUGUUCCCGCCAUUUGGAACACCAGAAUGGGACCAGAAAGACAUGGACAAUAUCAUGUUUAUCACCAUGUGCUUCUGCUGGCAUUAUUUGGUUGCUCUUUGCAUCACAGCCAUCAACUACUCUCUAGUUUACUGCUUUCUGGCUCGGGUGAAGAGACACGCAGAAGGAGAAAUAAUUGGGAUUCAGAAGCUGAAGUCUGAUCACACUGAUCAGUCAGCCCUUUUGAGUGGCUCAGACGAGGAGUGACAUCAGGCCUUGGGACAGUGGAGACCUCACAUCCUUUACAAUAGCUGCAAAAGAUGUAGCUUGUCCCCUCCACUUGAAGGCUUGCUUUAGUGUGCUCCUAGGGUGCCAUAUGUUGCAUUCCUCAUCUAAAACAAAGCUAGAGGCUCAAACACAGGAAAUUUGACCUCACAUAUUUUUUUAUGUACCAUGUUAUUGGAAUAUUUAAGCAUGAUUCAACUUCAAGUCUGUAUUAGAGUAAUACCAUCCAUACAGAAAAUUGAACACCUUUCGGUAGCAGGCCUGUCCUUGUAGAAGAAUUACUUUAAGAUCCUGAACACCUACAAUAGGAACUGAUCCUGUGGAUGGAGAAAGCUAUGAAUCUGACAGGACAUUUCAUGUUGCUUCUGAUAACUUGCCUGUCUUCUCUCAAUUAAGCAGGUACUUUCUUCUCAGAAAUGUAUUGGGACUUAGUUGAUAACAGAGCAGUGCCUUCAGUUCAAAGCCAAGAUUCUAACAUUUUUUUUUAAAAUAAUAAAGCAACUCAUAAUCUUUGGUA
Psammomys obesus (fat sand rat) is the source of this 1466-nucleotide messenger RNA. It is a transcript of the gene Tmem45b, whose product is annotated as transmembrane protein 45B. The record is from RefSeq and is a predicted model, not a curated record. The coding region runs from base 95 to 931 and encodes 278 amino acids. The transcript is spliced from 6 exons. NCBI's taxonomy places the organism in Eukaryota, Metazoa, Chordata, Mammalia, Rodentia, Muridae.